AUGAACGGGGAGAUGUGCCGGGAGCUCCUGGACCUCGUGUGUGAGUUCCAGUCUCCUCAUACAUCUCAUAUUCGGGUUAUGCAAUUGGAUCAGCUCUUCUCUGAAUAUGCAAAAGAUACUCCACCGUCAGAGCAAAUACAGGCUUAUUCCACUCUGCUUCAGCAGAAAGAACAUCCGUCUGCCAAACUUUUCGGUGCCCUCCGUCUACACAAAUGUAUUGCAAGUCAUCACACUCUAUUAGUUGAAAAUGCAUCAGAAAUGCUUCGCAGCCUUUACGACUUUGUGGCGGCGGAUUUGAAGACUUGUCACGGCAAGCAAUCAAAGGCUAUUUCUGAGAGCGAAAUGAGCAUAAUCGCUAUUAUUGGGAUGGCGACCUGUCCUGAUCUAUGGGAGGAAUCUAUUGAUGAUAUUUUAAAAGCAUUUGAAGACGAUGAGACGAUGCGUAUUGGGAUGCUCUACCAAUUUGUCUCCCAAUAUUUGGAUUAUGCCGGGCCAAAUCGCGCAGAAGUUAAGAAAAGGCUGCUACAUUAUCGAGAGGAUUGUGCACUGCAACUGCUCAACUAUCUGCAUAUGGGGAUUUUAACAGAAUCUGGCUGCGAUCUCUCCAAGCAAUGUUUAGAAUGCUUUGAAAUUUUCUUCAAUCUAACUGGUCACCUUUUGCUUGAACUAUCACAAUUUGUUAGUCGAUUGGAGAAUGUGGUCGUGAAAGAUGAGAACAGCAUGACCAUUCUGCUCGGUGUCGCCGAAAUUUUGUCGACAGCCGACGAUAUGGUUUGCUGUCCAAACCUGGUGAUGAAGAUCAUGCGAGUCUUGGAAAAUAACGUAAUUAAGUCCGCACGGGUUAUUCUGCUAGCCUCGAAUUCGUGUCCCGAUGAUUUUGUCGCAUUUACGCACUUCAUGGAAUGGGCAUUGAAUAUCGCAACAACACCCGGUAUUUAUGCCAUCAAUGAAGACAUAAGCGACAUGGCCGACAACUGUCUACUCUUUAUUCACGAGGAAUACAGUACUCUUUGCGAAUCCACCAGCAUCGCAUCGUUCGAUAGCCAAAAGAAGAUCAAACACUAUCUGGCCGAGAUUUAUGCACGACUUGCUGUAUCUAUAAGCGAAAAAACCGCUUACCCUAGCCAAGACUAUGAAGCAAAAUUUUCGUUAGAGAGCUUCGAGCAGUUCGAAAAAUACCGAGAGCAACGUUCUCUUUUAUUGGAUGCUUGUUAUUGGUUUAUGGGAGAGUCAUUUGUGUCUUUCCUGAACGAUCAAUUCAUGAAACAUGCAAAUGAGGGUAAUUGGAAUAGGGCCGAAGCAUCAUAUUAUCUGCUCGGCAUCCUUUUUCCAAGAAUUGACGACGCUCUCUCAAAAUCUACGAUUGAAGCGAUAUUUUGUGGCUUUUCACGAAUUGCACAACUCCCCGACGGAAAGACUGGAUUGGUCUUCUCAAAUACGCUGCUUGCGCUAAUGUAUGAAAUGGUGGAUGAUAUUUGCGAGUAUGACGAGCAAUAUAAUUCCGUGCGUCUUGCCUUGAAUCUUGGUGUGAUGACGAGCCGUCAUGGGACGGUAAGAAGCGAAUUGACACGUUUCUUGGCGAGAAUGGUGCCGCGAUGCACCCCCAAUUCGCUCCAGCAACACGCUGAAGCUCUAUUCGGAUAUUGUUUUGACAUCUACAAAAACGAUAAUUCGACUGAACAUGUUCGUCUGCAGGCGUUACAGAUUAUCGUCAACCUCUUAAUUCGAAGCGAGCGUCACACGGAACCCUUCGUUACCCUGCUAAAUGUCAUUCGAGAAGCUACUUCAGCCGAUCAUGACGCGGAGCGACAAUUUGCAUUCAAGCUACACUCGUAUUGCCGAGUAUUUGAAACGCUCGGAAAACAAGACCGAUUGAUCGUGCCCGUGAUCUCUGAAUAUUUUGAAAUUAUUGCAAGCCUGCUACAUGGCCCACGGUCUAAGAUGAGUGACGAGGCAUUGGAAGGUGUUAUAGCUGCCUUUCGUGCUCUCACUGAAAAAGAGCUGACCGGGCACUACGAAAGCUUUUAUCAGAUCAUCGAUCUUACAAUGAAAAACCAUUUUGAUCAAGUGUGCCGCCUCAUCGAGUUUAUUUUCAUGAAAUGUGGUAACGAGCAUGCGAAUCUGGUCCAUCGGAUGCUGCUCUGGGUCCGAACAUGGGCUACAUUGCCGAAAGACGAGAAUCUCGCUGAGUUAUUCUACAAGACAAUCCGAAAACAUGCUCGACCUAUCUUACUUGCGCCGGAGAGUCAACCUGACGGCUCUGAAUUGCUUGUGCAUUUCUUCGACUACUUCUUACAGACCUUAUAUCCACCCCAUGACAGUAGCCGUAACGUUCGUCUCAACAAGGCUUCCCAUCGAGGAAUCCUUUCAUGUUUCGAACUGAUCGAGACUAAUGCAGUUCUAUAUGAUAAAAUCAGGACGAACCUCCCCACGCUGAUCGAGCUUUCACUGAACCCGUUUGAUACGCGGUUCUUUCGUGAUGUGACCACACAAUAUUUUCAACUGUUCUUACGCUACUUCAAAGAACCUACUAUAAACUAUGUGGAACAGAUCCCUGGAGAUUGGAUGCUCAAAAGCGUGUGUCGAUGCACGCCCGACCCCAAAAAGAUCAACACUGCCGUCGUUCAAUGGCUUCUAAAAGGACCACAUAGACAUAUG
Messenger RNA from Mesorhabditis spiculigera, 2658 nucleotides. The record is from the annotation of a GenBank genome assembly. Lineage: Eukaryota; Metazoa; Nematoda; Chromadorea; Rhabditida; Rhabditidae.